AUGUCCACAACCGAAUCCUCAAGCUACAAACCGGAUAUACCAAGGGAACCAGUAAUUCAAACGAGUGAAAAAAUACACAUCGAGCUCACACCCAAUGACCUGGACUCUCUAGCCGCCACCCGCUUCGUCCGGUCUCCCUCCGCCGGCGCAACGGUCCUUUUCAUCGGCACCACGCGCGACACCUUCAACGACCUCCCCGUAUCCUCACUAGCCUACACUUCCUACGCACCCCUCGCCAUGGCCACUCUUCACACCAUCGCCACCACCCUCCUCGCAAAACACUCCCUCACCAAGAUUGCCAUUAUUCACAAGCUCGGCGAGUGUCCCAUCGGCGAAGAGUCUAUUAUCAUAGCAGUCAGCGCGCCGCAUAGGCAGGCGGCGUGGAGAGCGGGCGAGGAAGCGCUCGAGGAGACGAAGAAGCGUGCGGAGAUUUGGAAACUGGAGAGAUUUGAAGGGGGCGAGGGCGUGUGGAGGGCGAAUAGAGAUGGGGCUAUGGGGGUUAAGGUCGGUGAGAGAGAAGGCGGGGAGGAGAAGCAGCCAGAAGGGGCAGUUGCGUAG
This is a messenger RNA of Didymosphaeria variabile, 558 nucleotides long. RefSeq lists its product as uncharacterized. The coding region runs from base 1 to 558 and encodes 185 amino acids. The record is from RefSeq and is a predicted model, not a curated record. Gene Ontology annotation, molecular function: molybdopterin synthase activity. Gene Ontology annotation, cellular component: cytosol. Lineage: Eukaryota; Fungi; Ascomycota; Dothideomycetes; Pleosporales; Didymosphaeriaceae. Gene Ontology annotation, biological process: Mo-molybdopterin cofactor biosynthetic process. The transcript has a single exon.